AACUCCGGGUUGGAAAUGCAGUUUAUAAUGAAGAGAAUCGUUCCUUCUUUUAGAAACAGAGAACAAUGUCCAAAAAUGAUGAUCGGAGAACCAACCCGACAAAAUCCCACCGUCAAAAUCCCCGCGUGGGACCCAUUCAACGAUCUGACGUCUAACUUUCCCUCCGUUAACUAUAACUGCAAUGCACCCGACAGUCCUUGUCCCGUCGACUACCUCCCGUCCCUCCACCGUUACCUCCCGUCAAACGACUUCGAGUCUGACUCGCUGAGUGAGGACUCCGACUUACCUGUCGAUGCAUUCUCAUGCGACCAGUUCCGGAUGUACGAGUUCAAAGUGAGGAGGUGCGCUCGUGGCAGGUCACAUGACUGGACUGAGUGUCCGUACGCCCACCCGGGUGAGAAGGCCCGAAGAAGAGACCCGAGAAAGUUCCAUUAUUCUGGAACUGCUUGUCUUGAUUUUCGCAAGGGAAACUGUAAAAAAGGCGAUUCCUGUGAGUUUGCUCACGGCGUUUUUGAGUGUUGGCUCCACCCAGCCCGCUACCGUACCCAGCCAUGCAAAGACGGUACCAGUUGUAAAAGAAGGGUUUGUUUUUUCGCUCACACGCCAGAGCAGCUUCGGGUCUUGCCCCAGCAGAGUCCGAGAGGAAAUGGGUCCGGUUCAGGUGAUCUGGAUUAUGUUGGCUCGCCAAUACGCCACCGUCUAGACUUUGUUUCUUCACCAACUUCCAUUCUGGCGUCACCUCCGAUAUCACCACCUUCUGAUUCACCUCCUAUGUCGCCAAAUGGCACAUUUAACUCGGUGAGUGAACUCGCUUCCUCCAUGCGUAAUCUGCAGCUUGGUAAAGCUAAAAUGAGCGGUGAUUGUUCUUGGGGCCUGCGAAUGGGAUCAGGUUUCGGUUCUCCUCGGGGCUCCACGCUCCGACCCGGUUUUUGCAGCUCUCCUUCAACUCCAACUCGUACACCGACUCGGUCUGGCCUAGGUCAGUUUGACCUCUGGGAAUGUAACGCUUUUGAAGAGGAACCUGCAAUGGAGAGAGUGGAGUCUGGGAGAGACUUGAGGGCUAGGAUGUAUGCGAAGCUGAGUAAGGAAAAUUCUCUUGACCGACUUGAUCCUACAGGAUCGGGUCCUGAUGUUGGAUGGGUAUACGAGUUGGUGAAGUGAAUCUGAUCCUUAGGAAUGGACUGGAUGGUGGAUACAGCGGACUCAUCUUCUGUUUUGAUUAUUUUUGGAAAUUUUAAAAAAUAUAUAUAUCGGUGGCCUUCGAAUCUUC
This is a messenger RNA of Durio zibethinus, 1270 nucleotides long. Lineage: Eukaryota; Viridiplantae; Streptophyta; Magnoliopsida; Malvales; Malvaceae. The record is from RefSeq and is a predicted model, not a curated record.